Sphaerulina musiva SO2202 is the source of this 2145-nucleotide messenger RNA. Its product is annotated as transcription factor STE12. Gene Ontology annotation, molecular function: DNA-binding transcription factor activity. Gene Ontology annotation, cellular component: nucleus; Ste12p-Dig1p-Dig2p complex; Tec1p-Ste12p-Dig1p complex. The record is from RefSeq and is a predicted model, not a curated record. Gene Ontology annotation, biological process: sexual reproduction; regulation of DNA-templated transcription. Lineage: Eukaryota; Fungi; Ascomycota; Dothideomycetes; Mycosphaerellales; Mycosphaerellaceae. Bases 1 to 2145 code for a protein of 714 amino acids. The transcript is spliced from 3 exons.
AUGCCACCGCCUCAGGCGCGCUCAGUGGCUCCAGAGACAUUCUUGCUCGACCAAGAAGCCCAGUCCAGCCUGCCUCAGGACUCGGUCGUUGCGCUGCAGCAGGUGGACAACCUAAAAUACUUCCUCAUCUCUGCACCCGUAGAUUGGAGUCCGGAUCAAUACAUCCGGCGCUUCCUGCUGCCCACGGGCGAAUAUGUGUCCUGCGUGUUAUGGAACAACCUCUUUCACAUUUCGGGGACGGAUAUCGUGCGCUGCCUGUCGUUUCGCUUCCAGGCCUUUGGACGACCUGUGAAGAACACCAAGAAAUUUGAAGAGGGCAUCUUUUCCGACCUGCGUAACCUCAAAUCCGGCACCGAUGCAUCACUCGAAGAGCCCAAAAGCCCUUUCCUCGAUUUCCUGUACAAGAACAACUGCAUUCGGACGCAGAAGAAACAGAAGGUGUUCUACUGGUACAGCGUACCCCACGAUCGCCUCUUCCUCGAUGCCUUGGAGCGCGAUCUCAAGCGGGAGAAGAUGGGCCAGGAAGCCACCACAGUAGCUGUCAGCGAACCUGCGCUCUCCUUCGAGUUUGACGCAUCUGUUUCACUCUUUGAGCAACUCACCAAGGCUCAACAGAACAACCAGUCAACGUUCAAUGCACAACCACCCUCAAUGCCGCCAUCGCAUUCGACGUCGCCAGUCUUGAGAGCUUCGGAUUCCAUGCCACCUCCGCAGAUGAUUCCGCAACAACAGCUUCCGGCGACAUCGAUGCCACAGCACAUGCAGCAAGAUAUGCCUUCAGAUCAGAUGUCUCAUGUGCCACAGUACAAUCAGAUGGCUAUGCCACCAAUGCCAUCACAAAUACAGAGAACGCGAGAACAGUCAAUGGGUCCAGUGUUUGACCGCAACGGCUUACCGAUAUCACAAGCUGGACACAGACAUAGCUCAAUGCCAGCGUAUAUGGAAUACUCGCCUGCCCCAUCUUUCGUAUCCUCGCACUUCGAAGAUUACAGUCAGCGCGGUCUGUCUUUCGAGCCACUCACGCCACCACAGCAUUCCGUCGGCAUGACCUCGGAAUCUACCUAUAUUUCGAAUGAGGACACAGGAUCGUACCCCGCCAUCCCAGACGUUGGAUUACAACAGCCAUUCAACCCGAUCAUGUCGGUGCAGCCGAAUGCCCAUGGCGCUCAUUACCCAUCCAUGAACCGACAAUACCAACCCCAGCAGGUAUACUCUGUCCUAGAGGGCUCACCAACCUACAAACAGCGUCGUCGGCGAUCAUCUCUUACCAACAAUGCAGUCAUGACAGCCGUGACAUCAGCAGGCGGCCCCACGACUCAUGCCCAUGCGCAUGCGCAUGCGGUACAUCGGCCUAGCGACUUGCGCCGAUCAAUGUCUUCAUCGGUACAGCCACAGGCCAUUCCAGAGGGACAAGAGAUGUCUUACAAUGACUCGCCGGCGAGCAUGCACACAUCGCACCAGGCCGGCCCAAUGAUGGGCGAACACAGAGAGCUGAUGGAUCUCUCACGUCACAGCACGCCGUCCCAGGCUGUUGAAGGGGCUCACGAUGAGCAGCGUGUACAUCGUCAAAUGAGCAACCUGCAACAUGAAGAUUACUCGAACUACAGCCACAGCCACAGCCACAGCCCAAACCACGACUUUCGACAUCCUUCUGCCCUGCAGCACCAUGCUGUGCAGCGCACGGCUGGUGUCUUCCGCCGAGCGCGAUCUGCCACAGCCAGCGACAUGAGUCCGUAUGCCACUAAGAGUCAUUCCUGUCCUAUUCCCAUGUGCGGCCGUCUGUUCAAGCGUCUAGAGCACCUGAAGCGUCAUGUCCGCACGCACACCCAGGAGCGGCCAUAUAUCUGCACGUUGUGUAACAAGAAAUUCUCGAGAUCAGACAACCUCGCACAGCAUAGACGCACUCACGAGACCAGUGCUGACGGAUCCGCGCCUUCUGAAGAAGAGAUGGAAGAAGAGCGCGAUGCGAUGCACGAUGCGACUGACGAGUCGGAUCCCAUCGACGACGCCUCUUAUCAGGCGAUUGCCAUGACGACGGGCAGUGAGCUUCCCGGCAUGCCUACGCAUGUUGAUAUGGGCAUGAUCUCUCACAAUGACAUGGCUGCUCCGCAAAUGGUCACGACUGGAAACGACUACCACCACUAG